This is a messenger RNA of Ictalurus punctatus (channel catfish), 1662 nucleotides long. RefSeq names its product SAM pointed domain-containing Ets transcription factor. The transcript is spliced from 6 exons. The record is from RefSeq and is a predicted model, not a curated record. Bases 117 to 1082 code for a protein of 321 amino acids. Gene Ontology annotation, molecular function: sequence-specific DNA binding; DNA-binding transcription factor activity, RNA polymerase II-specific. Gene Ontology annotation, biological process: regulation of transcription by RNA polymerase II; cell differentiation. Gene Ontology annotation, cellular component: nucleus. NCBI's taxonomy places the organism in Eukaryota, Metazoa, Chordata, Actinopteri, Siluriformes, Ictaluridae.
UUCCUCGCUUUGUGUUUGUUCAGAGUCCCUCAGCGCCUCGUCCUCAACGUCGUCCAGAGGGAAUAAAACCUCCACACUUCCUCCAGCACGAGACACACUCCAGACAGAAGCCAAUCAUGUCGACUACCAGCAGGUCUCACGUGUACCUCGACAUCCCAGCGUUCCCACACAGCCACGUCGCACCGUACGCUGCUGAGGAACAUUCCAAGACCUUCCAAGGUUUUCCCAACAUGCCGGAGUACCUGUCCCGCUUCGACAUGCUGCUGUCCGAGGACACGGCGUGGAUCAUGAGGAAGACCGACACCUUCACCUCCAUCGACAGAGAAGAGGAACUGCUUCAGUGUGAGGAGGCGGGGCAGGACUCUGUGACUGACAGCACGGCGGGUCACCGAGCUCUGUGCGUGGGUCUGAGCGGACAGACGGACGUGGAGGACAGGGGUCUGGAGCAGGUACAGAGUUUAGUACUGCACGAGGUGCUGAAGGACAUCGAGACGGCGUGCAAACUUCUCAACAUCACUCCAGAUCCUACAGAAUGGAGCUCGGGACACGUGCAGAAGUGGCUGCUGUGGACGGAGCACCUGUACCGACUCCCGCAGGUGGGAAAAGCCUUCCAGCACCUGAGCGGGAGUGACCUGUGUGAGAUGAGUGAGGACGACUUCAGGCAGCGCUGCUCACCGUGUGGAGACGUGCUGUUCGCCCACCUCGACAUCUGGAAGUCCGCCACCUGGAUGAAGGACAGAUGUUCUCCUCAAACCAGCAGUUUUAUUGGAGCAGAUGAGCUGUGUGCUGAAGUGGACUCGUCCUGCAGCGGGCAGCCCAUCCACCUGUGGCAGUUCCUCCGAGAGCUGCUCCUCAAACCACACAACUACGGACGCUCCAUCCGCUGGCUCAACAAGGAGAAAGGAAUUUUUAAAAUCGAGGACUCGGCCCAUGUGGCUAAACUGUGGGGGAUCAGGAAAAACCGUCCGGCGAUGAACUACGACAAACUGAGCCGCUCCAUCCGGCAGUACUACAAGAAGGGCAUCAUUCGGAAGCCGGACGUGUCUCAGAGGCUGGUUUAUCAGUUCGUCCAUCCGGUGUGAGGACAUCAGCAGGGAGACAUUUCACCCCGGGACGUUCAGAGCUCCGUGACUCCUGGGUGGAGCGUCCAUGGACGUUCAUUUGGACUUCAUGUUUCAGUGACUCUUUCGAGCGGGAAUAAAACUGAAGAGAGGACGAGACGUCAGAAACGUGUGAGAGGACGUUUACACCACAACGUUUUCAACUAAAAACAGGAAAAAUGAAAAAACGUUUCUGGGCCGAAAACACAAACUUUUGGAAACAGGUUUGGAAGUGCGAGUUUUUGAAAACGAUGCCGUUAUCGUCUCCGUGUAAACGUACAAAACGAGAAUCUGUGAAAAGGAUGACGCACGUGUAUUACGUGUUCAGUGUACAGACGUGUGCGCGAGUACUUCAAACCAGCGUUCAGCGUUCAACACGACACGACUGUGUGUGUUUCUCCAGUAAAGUGUAGAUGUACUGCGUCACUGCCACCACCAGCGGAGACGCGUUUAUUACAUCCUCCACAUCAUUAACCCACAGCUACACCCACAGCUACACCCACAGCUACACCCACAUCAUCUACACCCACAUCAUCUACUCCCACAGCUACUCCCACAUCAU